Molecule: messenger RNA, 634 nt
Organism: Pistacia vera
Lineage: Eukaryota; Viridiplantae; Streptophyta; Magnoliopsida; Sapindales; Anacardiaceae
Exons: 3
Coding region: 29-433 (134 amino acids)
Source: RefSeq, a predicted model, not a curated record
UUCCAAAAAUCAACUAGAGUUUCCACUCAUGGGUUCCAAAGACGAAUUAGUGAUUCCAGUCUUGAAUUCUAUGGAUCAAUCAGAGCUUCCACCCCUUUUCGUGAAACUUUCUUUUGACAAGAGCUCGCUUGCUCAAGCGAUUUGGCAGGUCUGGAGUUUGAUUGAAAUGAUUAAUCGAAGUUUUGGUUCAGGGGAAGAAGGAUGGUUUGAGAAGAAGCAGCUUGAUGUUAAGAAAGUUGAGAAUGAGAAGGCAACUUGGAAUUACUACUUGCAAUGUUGGUUAGAGGCUUUUUACAAACCACCUUUCGUAGUGUGUCAAGCCAUUGCUUUCUUCAUCAUCUAUUUAGUGUCAUUUGUGAUUGUCACAUUUAUACUUGACAAUAAGAAUCGGCUGUCAUUCUCUAUCCAGAAACCUAGUCCAGCUCCCACUUAAGGUGACUCUUGGUGGUGAUUUCAUUGACAGUUGAUCCUUCUUUGUGUAGCACCUACCGAACAUCUGUACUGACAUCAAGAUUACUAUCAAUUCCAUAUUUUUGUACAUAUUUUGUAAUGCAGAACACAAUUAGAUCAUGAGAAUAAACUGAACACUUCAAUUUUUAGCUGUUUCUUAUCUACUUGACCCUUAUUUACUGUG